UUCAAGCGAAAGAGUUCGUUGAUCAUCCGAUAUGUCUCUUUCCGCCUUCAUUGUUGAAGCCGUUGUUAUCAAGACGGCUUGCACCGUUAAUGGGGUGCCCCUCAAAAUGGCUGCGAAGCGGUAUACACCUACUGCUUCCACCAAGAAUGAUGGAAAGGUCCUAAUCUUUUUGCAUGCAACCGGCACGCACAAGGAACAUUGGGAGCCUGUUAUCGCCAACAUAUUCAGUUCCACUCAGAGUGUUAAAGAAUGCUGGGCCUUUGAUUCGCUCAAUCAUGGCGAAUCAGCACUCCUGAACGCUAAGGAGAUUGCCGGCUUCUCUCCAUCGAUUUCGGACUGGGCCCGUGGCAUCGCAGAAUUUGCGGAGAAUCGCCUGCGAGGCGAGCGUAUCAUCGUAGUCGGACAUUCCGCCGGAGCUUCCGCUGCGAUGUUUUCUACGAAGUGUUACUCUUCUGGUGAAUUACCAUAUGAAAGUAUCAUAUUGGUUGAACCGCCCAUGAUCGACAGGCAUGUAUUCCAAGCGAAUAUAAAGGACCGCGAGCGCCAGACUUCGAUGUUAACGAAAGCUAUAGCUGCACAGCGCAACACCUGGAAUAACCGGAAAGCAGCAUUUGAGUACUUCGUGAAGCGCGCGCCAUGGAAGACAUGGGAUAUUCGAACUGUGGUUAUCCACGUUAAUCACGGCCUUCGCCCAUUGGACCCUGAACAUCCGUUGGAUUCCGUUACCACGAAGUGCGACAAACGCCACGAAUCGAGUGGUUUUACCGAUUUCGGGUCGACCUUUGAAGCUGCUGAGCAGAUCGAAAAAGUCUGCGCAACCGUCCCAAUACAUAUCAUCUACGGCAAAAAGGACAGCCUUGUUCCACAGUAUUCUCAAGACAGUCUCUCUGAUUUAUCCAAAGGGCGAAAGCCGGCCUCUAUUUCGAGGAUCUCUUCAGGAGGACACCUAGUCGUCCAAGAAGACCCUGAUGCUGUGUCGGCCCAAAUUCUGAGCAUUCUGAAUCAGCCGCAUCACGAUGGUGUCAUCCCUAGACUUUAGUAGUAGCCAAGUGAGCACUGACGAAACGAUUGGCAUUGCUAACAUCCACAGUUACUUCAAGCCUCGGUCACCCUACUUAUUCUAAGUAAUAGAUAGGCUUCAUUAGUGUUCUACUUAAGUGCCACUACCAUUUCUUACUGUUCAUGUAGCAAAGAAGAGUAAAAUCAGAUUGUUCUCCAAUUUACAAAAACC
Guyanagaster necrorhizus is the source of this 1231-nucleotide messenger RNA. Its product is annotated as alpha/beta-hydrolase. The transcript is spliced from 7 exons. Lineage: Eukaryota; Fungi; Basidiomycota; Agaricomycetes; Agaricales; Physalacriaceae. The record is from RefSeq and is a predicted model, not a curated record. Bases 32 to 1039 code for a protein of 335 amino acids. Gene Ontology annotation, cellular component: membrane.